Molecule: messenger RNA, 1090 nt
Organism: Elephantulus edwardii (Cape elephant shrew)
Lineage: Eukaryota; Metazoa; Chordata; Mammalia; Macroscelidea; Macroscelididae
Gene: HOXC13
Product: homeobox C13
Exons: 2
Coding region: 107-1090 (327 amino acids)
Biological process (GO): regulation of transcription by RNA polymerase II
Molecular function (GO): DNA-binding transcription factor activity, RNA polymerase II-specific; RNA polymerase II cis-regulatory region sequence-specific DNA binding
Source: RefSeq, a predicted model, not a curated record
GGGAAGGGGAGGGGAGGGGUGGGGGAGGGGAAUCGGGAGCAAGGUGUCUCCCCAGCUCUCUGCCUCUGGCAAGUGGAGUUUUUAAAAAGCUCGAGCAGAUCAUGUCAUGACGACUUCGCUGCUCCUGCAUCCGCGCUGGCCGGAGAGCCUUAUGUACGUCUAUGAGGACAGCGCGGCGGAGAGCGGCGGCGGUGGGGGAGGCGGCGGCGCCGGCGGCGCAGGGGGCGGCUGCAGCGGCGCGAGCCCCGGCAAAGCCCCCAGCAUGGACGGGCUGGGCAGUAGCUGCCCGGCCAGCCACUGCCGCGACCUGCUUCCGCACCCCGUGCUGGGGCGCCCGCCGGCUCCCCUGGGCGCCCCUCAGGGAGCCGUCUACACGGACAUCCCGGCCCCCGAGGCGGCGCGCCAGUGCGCCCCGCCACCGGCGCCCCCCACUUCUUCCAGCGCCACCCUGGGCUAUGGCUACCCGUUCGGGGGCAGCUACUACGGCUGCCGCCUGUCACACAACGUGAACCUGCAGCAGAAGCCUUGCGCCUACCAUCCGGGCGACAAGUACCCGGAGCCGUCGGGCGCCCUGCCCGGGGACGACCUGUCCUCCAGGGCCAAGGAGUUCGCCUUCUAUCCCAGCUUCGCCAGCUCCUACCAGGCGAUGCCCGGCUACCUGGACGUGUCGGUGGUGCCAGGGAUCAGCGGGCACCCGGAGCCCCGCCACGACGCACUCAUCCCCGUCGAAGGCUACCAGCACUGGGCGCUCUCCAACGGCUGGGACAGUCAGGUGUACUGCUCCAAGGAGCAGUCUCAGUCCGCCCACCUCUGGAAGUCUCCCUUCCCAGACGUGGUGCCCCUGCAGCCAGAGGUGAGCAGCUACCGGCGUGGGCGCAAGAAACGUGUGCCCUACACCAAGGUGCAGCUGAAGGAGCUAGAAAAGGAGUACGCGGCCAGCAAGUUCAUCACCAAAGAGAAGCGCCGGCGCAUCUCGGCCACUACAAAUCUCUCCGAACGCCAAGUCACCAUCUGGUUCCAGAACCGAAGGGUCAAAGAGAAGAAGGUGGUCAGCAAAUCAUCGAAAGCGCCUCAUCUCCACUCUACCUGA